CCCGGACCGUGAAAGAUACUGGUUCGUGGCGAACGAGAUGCAUAGGUACUGCCGGCUACCACAAGAAGUAGCAGCAAUCAACGACGAUAAAAACAUCGUCAUCCUCCGCAAGGACCUGCAUCACCUGUUCGAUGCACGGCGCUUCACCUUUAUUCCCAAGAGAUUCGGUUCCUCCGAGUCUGCCGAACUUGUCACUCAUGUGCUCUUACCAUCGGGCUCGGCCGAAUUCAUAGGUCUGUAUCACAACCGCUUACCCCAGCCGAUCCGCGGCAUCAGUGUCGAGUUCCUGUUCGCACGCUUCGCCUGGUGCUUAUUUAGGGAUGAACAUCUGCAGUUCUUCCUAUCGGAUUUGGAAUAUGUGGUUUGCCUAUGGGACAAGGCCCGUGACGAGACCCAUACCCGAACCUUGCAAGGACCCGAUGUCAGGUCUAUUGCUCAGGUGUUCCAGCCGCCGCGAUCACAGAGCCGGAGUGUCAGCCAAAAGAGGAGGUCGCUUUUGACCCAGGACCAGGACGGGGCCGAUGACGGCGAUGGCUAUUGGUCAGACGACGGAGAUAGCACUAGCGAUGAGCCCGAACUCAACAGCUUUGACGAGCCACCUAGGGGGCGACGACGGAAGCGUAGCUGGGAGGAUCUGGGGCGGGGUAAUGGACACUUGCCGAGUUUAUCAUCCUCGUCUGCGACCCAUUCCAGCUUUGCCGGCGGCCCAGUAUCGCGGCCUCUAACUCCAAAAGAAGGGAGGGAUACUACUGCGUCUCCAGCGCCGGCCAGCGACCAUAUCGGGAGUGAGAGGCCCCAAAAACGCAUUCACACGGAAGGAAUGCCGGGAAAGGAACGCCGGGUCAAUGAUCAUGGUACCCUUUAGUUUUUCGGUUUUACUCCAGUCUGAUGUAUACAUUGAGUUUAGCUAGUCCUUUUUUAGCUUAAGUAGUAACUAACGAGGCGUGGGA
This is a messenger RNA of Chaetomium strumarium, 950 nucleotides long. RefSeq lists its product as uncharacterized. Lineage: Eukaryota; Fungi; Ascomycota; Sordariomycetes; Sordariales; Chaetomiaceae. The transcript is spliced from 2 exons. The record is from RefSeq and is a predicted model, not a curated record. Bases 38 to 865 code for a protein of 275 amino acids.